Molecule: messenger RNA, 228 nt
Organism: Dibothriocephalus latus
Lineage: Eukaryota; Metazoa; Platyhelminthes; Cestoda; Diphyllobothriidea; Diphyllobothriidae
Source: the annotation of a GenBank genome assembly
AUGAAGGCGAUGGAGGACCGUUUUGAAGCCCGUUUUGAAGCCCUAGAGGCUCUUAUUAGACAAAGGUAUGAAUUGAAUAGGCAUGCCUAUAAUACGAUUACUAAAAGGUUAGAUGACUUUGAAGCAGUCAACAGACCAGACAAUGACUAUGUACGUUCAAAACUUGAUAUGCUUGUGAAGCGAGUGGAUCAAAUUGCUUCGGAGCUUAGUGUCCUCGCAAAAGUUUAG